Messenger RNA from Panicum virgatum (switchgrass), 339 nucleotides. RefSeq names its product formin-like protein 3. The transcript has a single exon. The coding region runs from base 1 to 339 and encodes 112 amino acids. NCBI's taxonomy places the organism in Eukaryota, Viridiplantae, Streptophyta, Magnoliopsida, Poales, Poaceae. The record is from RefSeq and is a predicted model, not a curated record.
AUGGCCACUGCCGGCGCCCCCAUCCGCGCAAUCCGCCGCCGCCGCUCCCCGGCGUCGGACGCCCCUCCCCCACACACACCUUCAUGCGUCCCCGCCGCGCCGCCACCAGAUCCGGCCGGGGCGACGCCGAAUCUGGUGGCCCUCGCCGCCGUCACCGUGCAACCGCCCGCCGCCGACGAAGAGGCUUCGGGGGAGCCGAAGCGGCCGCACCCGCCCCAAGCCGCCGGAGAAAGGGGGAAGGCCCCGCCGCCGCCUUCACCGUGGGCCGCCGAGCUUUCGGCGACCCGCUCCGGCGGCGGCGCAGCGGGAGGGAGGGGUAGCGGGAGGAGCAGCGGUUAG